AUGGUUCUCAGCGGACACUGCCUCUGCAAGGCCGUCACCUACAAGGCGGAUGUUGACGAACCCCUAAUCACCGGAUACGACCACUGCGACGAUUGCCAGCGCCAGAGUGGCUCUACCUACUCCCUCGUCGUCGUCGUCCCCAAGGACAAGCUCACCAUCAACGGCCCGACCAAGUCGUGGGCCGGCAAGGGCUCCUCGGGCAAGGCCGUGCACCGCAUCUUCUGCGGCGAGUGCGGCUCGCCUAUUGCCCACGACCCGGACGCCGCGCCCGAGGUCAUUGCCAUCAAGGGCGGCACUCUGGAUGCCGAGAUCAAGAAGACUCUCAAGCCUGACACCGAGAUCUGGACUGUUGGCAAGCUGCCCUUCUGCCAGGAGCAUCUCGCCAAGCCGUUUACUCACAUGCCUGAACCUGCUAAUGCCAUCAUCAGAGUAAUAGCAACCAUCCAACCAAGCUCUUUUGAAAGAUUGGCAACAGCGGCGGAAGAAGACGGUGUCCAUGUUGAGCUGGCCACUGCUUCCGUGCCGUUCGAGCCAGCAGAGCCCACCGUCGGAGACUGCGACGAUGUCUCCGGUCCAGGAGCGCCAGGGAGAGUCGGCGUGCCGACCCACCUCGGUCUGGUAGGGGGCCUUGUCGUUGGAGCCCAGCUGGCCGGCCCCCGCUGUGGCGGCGGGGCUCUCGGCUCGACCGCUGGCGGGACGACCGGGCAGCGUGGCCGCGAUGGAGCUGAAGAUGGCCUUGAAGAUGGUGGUGGGCGCAGGCGCGGCGGCCGGCGCGGUCAGGAAGCCGCACAGCACCGACGAGGCGGACGCGGCGACGGCCCGGUAGAAGGAGUGGUCGGCGUCGUCGAGCAGGCCGUGCAGGGACAGGCAGGCGCGGCAGGCGGUCCACUCGGCGAAGAAGGAGCCCCGGCAGAGGCACUGCGCGUGGGCGUCCAGGUGCAAGGGCGUCGUGCCGUUUGGGUAGCAGAGCGCCUCGGUCGUUUCGAUGGAGAUGCAGGGCGCGACCACGUCCCCCGUGUGGAGGAUCGGCGGCCUGCACACGGUGUCGAGGUAUGUCCGCUCCGGCAGGUGUGGAGGAGAAGCUUGGGGGUUGCUGACCUGUGCGGUGACGAGAGGGAUGGACUGGAGCAGGAGGCUGGCAAGCGUUGCUGA
This is a messenger RNA of Pyricularia pennisetigena, 1152 nucleotides long. RefSeq lists its product as uncharacterized. Gene Ontology annotation, molecular function: carbon-sulfur lyase activity. NCBI's taxonomy places the organism in Eukaryota, Fungi, Ascomycota, Sordariomycetes, Magnaporthales, Pyriculariaceae. Bases 1 to 1152 code for a protein of 383 amino acids. The record is from RefSeq and is a predicted model, not a curated record. The transcript is spliced from 5 exons.